This is a messenger RNA of Lachancea meyersii CBS 8951, 1434 nucleotides long. Lineage: Eukaryota; Fungi; Ascomycota; Saccharomycetes; Saccharomycetales; Saccharomycetaceae. The record is from the annotation of a GenBank genome assembly.
AUGAAAUACUCCGGGAUUAUAGCAGCCUUCUUGGUAUUAUUGGAGGGUCGACAAGCGGCAGCAUUCUUCGUCCAGAAACCAUAUGAAAGCACGAGAAUUCUAAGACCACAUGCGGUUAGAGUAAACACCCAUGACCUCAACAAAAGAGACACUGCGCCUGCCUUUGAGUCUUUACAAGACGAAUGGUCAGCUGGAGUUGUUGGGGUGCAAGCCAUGCGAUUUGAAAAGUCGACUGCGGUUGCAGAGAUUUGCAAAAAGGAUGUUCACAACAUCGAAACUGCAGGCCAGUUGUACCAACUUCAGCAAAGUUGUAGAUCUAUUUCUGGAACUUUGCAAAUUGUCGAUUUUAUGGAUCCGGUUAUAGACCUAGGUGGAAUUCAAAGCAUCAACGGUGAUCUUAUUAUUGAAAACCUUCCCGAGGUUGUGCGAAUUCAAGGGCAUAAUCUCGCUAGUGUCGGAGGAACAUUCAAGAUCGACAGCUUGACAUCUUUGACAAGUGUUUAUCUUCCAGCAUUGCACCACUUUGAUGUGAUGGAGUGGAAGGUUGUUCCAACUUUAACAUCUCUAAGCUUAGCUCCUAAUAUCAGCCACGCAAAAAAAGUGACUAUAUCGGACACAUCGUUGGUUGGCAUCGAUGUCCUAGAAAACAUUGAAGACCUCGAGAUUUUGAACAUCAACAAUAACAGAUACAUGGAGUAUGUUAAGAGCAACGUCAAGCAAGUUCACGAGCAGCUAAGCAUUUCCUCCAACGCCAGAGAGCUUCAGGUUGAAAUGCCUUCGUUGCUGUGGGCUAAUAACUUGACCGUCAGGGAUGUUGCCUCCAUUAACUUUCCUCGCUUACAACAUGUCAACAAAUCGCUGGAAAUUAUCGAGAAUAACUUUGAGUCAUUCGAAGCUCCGCUAUUGAAAACUAUUGGGGGCACGCUAGGAGUGAUCCAAAACUCUCGGUUGGCUCAGGUAAAUUUCUCUAACGUUACAACCAUCCAGGGUGGCUUGAUGAUAGCCAACAAUUCCAACAUCGAAAAGAUCGACUUCUUACCCGAAUUACGCGAAAUCGGAGGAGCGAUCCAAUUUAUUGGGUCAUUCCACGACACCGAAUUCCCAAAACUGAGAUUGGUAAGAGGAAGUGCUUUAGUUAGAACCACCUCUAGCGCUUUAGACUGUGGAAAAUGGAUCACUCCCGCGACCGGAAACUCUAUCAUUCGUGGUGGCAGAAUUGUGUGUACUUCGGGUCAAUCCAGAAACAUUGCGCGCGUAAGUGAAGACGGAAAACUGUUGGAUCAUCAGGAGACUCAAUUCGACAUCAAACCAGACGCUACUGACAAGACGAACGUGGGAUCGUCAGUUGUGGAUAAGUCAAAAAUUUCCAGUUUUGGGUAUUCUCUUGCCCUCGGAUGGGCCGUGUUGAUGAUGUGUGCCACGAGUAUUCAGUAA